AUGGCCGACACAGAAGUCGAGCGGAAACCUCGCAAGAGUGUUGCUUUCGCUGAUGGCGAAACAAUUGUCGACGAAAACGGCGAAGUCACAGAAACCAACGGCACCCACGAUGGCGCAGACGGCGACGAUAAGCAAGUGGACGAAAUGACAGACAUGUUCGCAGGUCUGGCGAAGAAAAAGAAGAAGAAGCCGAAGAAGGAAGAUGAAGAAGGUGGAGAGGACGGCGAGAAAGCAGAGGGCGAUGGCGAACUAGACCUGAGUGCCCUCAAGAAGAAAAAGAAGAAGAAGCCCAAGGCGCCCGAAGACGACUUCGAAGCCAAGCUCGCUGAAGCAGGAGCAGGCGAAGAAGGCGCAGAGACUGAAGAGCCAGAAGCAGCCACAGCAGAGACUGGUCUCCAAGACGGUGACCUCAAGGAGGGCACAGGCGUCUGGUCCCACGACAGCACGGCGUCCAUUAACUACGAAAGUCUUCUCCACCGCUUCUUUACACUCCUCCACGACAGCCAUCCGGAUCUUGCAUCGAGUGGCGGCAAAAGCUACAAGAUUCCGCCUCCUCAGUGCCUGCGUGAAGGCAACAAGAAAACGAUUUUUGCGAAUAUUGCGGAGAUUUGCAAGAGGAUGAAGAGGACGGAUGAGCAUGUGACGCAGUUUCUGUUUGCUGAGUUGGGUACGAGUGGGUCGGUGGACGGUAGCAGACGGUUGGUGAUCAAGGGUCGAUUCCAGCAGAAGCAAAUUGAGAACGUGUUGAGGAGAUAUAUUGUGGAAUACGUGACAUGCAAGACAUGCCGCUCCCCCGACACCGAGCUCAACAAGGGAGAGAAUCGUCUCUACUUCGUCACAUGCAACUCCUGCGGUUCUCGACGAUCCGUCACGGCUAUCAAGACUGGUUUCUCUGCACAGGUCGGCAAGCGUAAGAGACAGCAAGGUUAG
Messenger RNA from Recurvomyces mirabilis, 930 nucleotides. It is a transcript of the gene SUI3, whose product is annotated as translation initiation factor eIF-2 beta subunit. The transcript is spliced from 2 exons. The coding region runs from base 1 to 930 and encodes 309 amino acids. The record is from RefSeq and is a predicted model, not a curated record. Gene Ontology annotation, cellular component: eukaryotic translation initiation factor 2 complex. Gene Ontology annotation, biological process: translational initiation; formation of translation preinitiation complex; formation of cytoplasmic translation initiation complex. Gene Ontology annotation, molecular function: translation initiation factor binding; translation initiation factor activity; mRNA binding. NCBI's taxonomy places the organism in Eukaryota, Fungi, Ascomycota, Dothideomycetes, Mycosphaerellales, Teratosphaeriaceae.